Paralichthys olivaceus (Japanese flounder) is the source of this 705-nucleotide messenger RNA. Lineage: Eukaryota; Metazoa; Chordata; Actinopteri; Pleuronectiformes; Paralichthyidae. The record is from RefSeq and is a predicted model, not a curated record.
UAUUAUGGAGACAUCGCCCUGGGAACCCCCCCUCAGACGUUCAGUGUGGUGUUUGACACGGGUUCCUCCAACCUGUGGGUUCCCUCGGUUCACUGCUCCAUCCUGGACAUUGCGUGCUGGCUGCACCACAAGUAUAACUCUGCUAAGUCCAGCACUUACGUGAAGAACGGCACCACCUUCGCCAUCCAGUAUGGAUCUGGCAGCUUGUCGGGCUUCCUCAGUCAGGACACGUGCACAAUCGGAGACUUGACGGUGGAAAAGCAGGUUUUCGGAGAAGCCACCAAACAGCCCGGUGUGGCUUUUAUCGCAGCCAAGUUUGACGGGAUCCUCGGCAUGGCCUACCCGCGCAUCUCUGUGGACGGCGUGGCGCCGGUCUUUGACAACAUCAUGAGCCAGAAGAAGGUGGAGGAGAACGUCUUCUCCUUCUACCUGAACAGAAAUCCAGACAUGGCGCCCGGCGGCGAGCUGCUGCUGGGAGGAACCGACCCAAAAUACUACAGUGGUGACUUCAACUAUGUCAACGUCACCCGGCAGGCGUACUGGCAGAUCCACAUGGACGGGAUGGGGGUGGGCAGUCAGCUGACUCUGUGUAAGGACGGCUGCGAGGCCAUCGUGGACACGGGGACGUCUCUGAUCACCGGCCCCUCCGCUGAGGUCAAGGCCCUGCAGAAAGCCAUCGGAGCCGUUCCACUCAUCCAGGGAGAG